GCCGUGUGGCAAUCGGUCUGUCCAUGUCCCCAAGGUUGAGACUCUUCGGGUCUCCGGAUCGCCACUCAUACGACGCAGCAACAUUGAGCUGAACGUACGCGAUGAAGACUCUAGUGUGUUUUUUAAGCGCUUGCGCAUUUGCGCAAGCUCAAUUCAGCAGUUUUGACAGUGGACGGAGUUCAAAUGCGUUCGGAAAUUUGCGCGGCCAGGCACAGUCAAGCGCUUUUGGAAACUUCGGAAACACAGGCACCCAAUCUCAGGCCAGCGCGUUUAGCAGUUUCGGAGGUCAAAGCCAGUCGGCCUUUGGCCGCCAAUCUGGGUUCCAACAGAAGCAAACCACCGCAAGCCCUCGGAGCAGUCAAUUCCAGCAGCAACCAGCCAGGACUAGUGCUGGGUCCUGCAGGGAGUUAAAUGAACGCUAUCCUGUGUCUGGGAGCUGUGAUCGAUACAUCGAGUGUAUAAACGGAACAGCCGAAGAAAAGACCUGCCCAGACGGUUUGCUGUUCAAUGCUAACGUGCUCUUCACAACUUAUCCUUGUCAAUACCCCAAUGAGGUUCAAUGCCUUGAACGUUCAGCUUUGCAGCCUGCUCAACCGACGGAGGACUGUCCCCAUCAGUUUGGAUACUUCAAGUUGGGUGAUGCGAGGAACUGCAGUGGUUUCAGGACCUGUGUGAAUGGUGUAGGCUAUGACUUCACGUGCCCCGAGGGCCUGGCGUUCAGCUCGGAGACCUACCGCUGCGAAUGGCCUGAUGAAGUCGCCGAUUGUGACGCCGAAGCUUUCCUUGGCUUCCGCUGCCCCGAGGUGCCAAUAUCUAAAGAACUUGGCCCACCUGCUGGCUACAGAUACUACAGGUCCGACACGAACUGCCAGAAAUAUUUCAUUUGCAUCGAAGGCCGUCCUCGCGCGCUAAGCUGCGGCGGCGAAUCGGGUUUCGACGAGCUGACCUCCACCUGUGUCUCGGCCGACGAGGUGGCGGCUUGUCCCCAGGACCUCCGCGCCGCCGCCGCCCGAGCCAGGGAAGAAGAGAACCAGCGGCUCGCCAAAGAAAUAUCUUUCAAUGCACGCCCGCUGCAACAAAAAAGACGAUUCUAAUACACAAAAAAUGUACAGUCAAUUAGGUACAAGAUUUAGAAUUUAUGUACCUAUUUAAGGCCUUAUUAA
Messenger RNA from Cydia fagiglandana, 1163 nucleotides. RefSeq names its product protein obstructor-E-like. Gene Ontology annotation, cellular component: extracellular region. The record is from RefSeq and is a predicted model, not a curated record. Lineage: Eukaryota; Metazoa; Arthropoda; Insecta; Lepidoptera; Tortricidae. The coding region runs from base 102 to 1094 and encodes 330 amino acids. The transcript has 6 exons. Gene Ontology annotation, molecular function: chitin binding.